This is a messenger RNA of Raphanus sativus (radish), 1307 nucleotides long. RefSeq lists its product as uncharacterized. The record is from RefSeq and is a predicted model, not a curated record. The transcript has 3 exons. NCBI's taxonomy places the organism in Eukaryota, Viridiplantae, Streptophyta, Magnoliopsida, Brassicales, Brassicaceae. Bases 136 to 1020 code for a protein of 294 amino acids.
GUUUCUCCAUCACCAGUCACCACCGUCUUUCUCCCUCCUCAUUUCUCGAACUCUCCCAUUGAUUCUUCUUUAAAAAGAACCUUAAGAUCUAGGGUUUCGAAUCAAAUUCGAAAAACAAUCAACAUCUAGGCUUCAAUGGCGAUCAUCGGAGACGCGUUGCGUCAAGCGUUUAUGCCGAAGCAGGAGUACGAGACUCUCAGGGAGGAAGACAGAGCCUGGAUCAAGCUCCAGAGACCCGUGCUGACGUCGGUCGUUGCUUUCCUCUGCUUCGUCGUCUUCACUUGCACGAUCGUCAGCUUGAGAAUCGUGUUCCCUUCGAAUGUUCUGAGGAGGCCGUUCUGCAGCGACGUGAAGGUUCAGCCUUUGCCUGUGUACGGAAAGGCCCGCGACUCUGAUCUGUUUCCCGGUGCUUUUUACUUGACGGAUCAGGAGACUGUGGAUUUUUACUGGAUGGUUGUUUUCGUUCCCUCGGCGAUGGUCUUCCUUGUGUCUUCUGUUUAUCUUGUUGCAGGAAUAUUUGUGGCGUAUUCCGUUCCUCACCGUCACUGGUUUCUAAAAGUAGUUGAAAAUAACUACUGUGCUUCACGAAGAGGUGGGGUUCGUUGCCUAUCAAUUCUGAAUAUUGUGUUUGCUAUCAUCUACGGCCUCCUAGCUAUAUUUCUCGGCUCAACCCUCCUGACACUAGGAAGCAGCUGUUCUAUGCCAUUGUUUUGGUGCUAUGAGAUAUCUUCAUGGGGUUUGGUAACCUUGUAUGCUGGAACUGCUUUCUCACUUAGGAGAAGAGCCGCUUUAACUAUUGACCAAGGAGAGUUUGGGAACAGAAAUCAUCAGGGGUUGGAGAUGCUUGAAGCCAAUCCUUUGGAGUUCACGCCAGAGGUUGAAAGACGAGUGAAUGAGGGGUUUAGAGCAUGGAUGGGUCCAUCUUUGUUAUCAUCUGAUGAAGAAGAAGACGAACCCAAGAUUUACAACGAAGUUCCCAAUGUAGCAGCUCAUACUCUCUCUAACAGGCAAAGAUCUUGAAUCUUGAACAGAAGAAUAUGACGCUUCGGAGACUGGGCUCAACAAAUAGUUGCCGCGUUAGUUAUUCUCUCAUGUCCCUGAUGUUGUUUAUGGACGGAUCAUGAUAAGAUAAAAAUCAGAGCGGUCAGAAUUGUCCCGGUUGUAGGUAUAUAAUUACAUCAUCAAAAUUGGGGCUCGGUUCUGUCUAUUCACCAGUGUUCAUGGUCGUUUUUGAUCAUGUUUUAUGUAAUCUUGAAACGCAUUACAAAAAAUUAACUUUUUAUAUUUAAUGAAAAUUGUAUCAUGUC